CGGCGGUCGAAGGAGCCGAGGCGGGCGGCCGACCGAGGGGCGGACAGCCGGGACGACGGGCGGUGCCGCGUCGUCGCCAUGACAGAUCAGACCUACUGCGACCGCCUGGUGCAGGACACACCCUUCCUGACAGGCCAUGGGCGCCUGAGCGAGCAGCAGGUAGACAGGAUCAUCCUGCAGCUGAACCGCUACUACCCACAGAUCCUCACCGACAAGCAGGCGGAAAAGUUCCGGAACCCCAAGGCAUCCCUGCGCCUGCGGCUCUGCGACCUCCUGAGCCACCUGCAGCACAGCGGCGAGCGAGACUGCCAGGAGUUCUACCGCGCCCUGUACAUCCACGCCCAGCCACUGCAUGGCCUCCUGCCCAGCCGCCAGGCUCUGCAGAACUCAGAUUGCACAGAGCUCGACUGGGGCCGCGAGAGCCAUGAGCUGAGUGACAGGGGACCCAUGAGCUUCCUGGCGGGCUUGGGCCUGGCCGCAGGCCUGGCGCUCCUCCUCUACUGCUGCCCACCAGACUCCAGGGGGCUGCCGGGGGCCCGGCGCCUCCUCGGCUUCUCGCCAGUCAUCAUCGACAGGCACGUCAGCCGCUACCUGCUAGCCUUCCUAGCAGAUGACCUGGGGGGCCUCUGACGGCCACAGACCGCCCACCGCUCCACCAAAGAGGCCCUGUGCCUGCGGGGCCCGGCGCCUCCUUUUCUACGUGUGUUUCAUUAUUUAUAACUCCUGUAAGAAGCGUAUCGCCUUCUCCCUACAAGGUGCUUAAUGAUAUUAAAUGUUCACGUCCUCUCA
Molecule: messenger RNA, 789 nt
Organism: Lepus europaeus (European hare)
Lineage: Eukaryota; Metazoa; Chordata; Mammalia; Lagomorpha; Leporidae
Gene: CARD19
Product: caspase recruitment domain family member 19
Exons: 6
Coding region: 79-630 (183 amino acids)
Cellular component (GO): mitochondrion
Source: RefSeq, a predicted model, not a curated record